Messenger RNA from Hydatigera taeniaeformis, 654 nucleotides. NCBI's taxonomy places the organism in Eukaryota, Metazoa, Platyhelminthes, Cestoda, Cyclophyllidea, Taeniidae. The record is from the annotation of a GenBank genome assembly.
AUGAGUAUUGUAUAUGCUGCAAUUGCCUGCGGACCACGCGUGCUUUGUGAACAAAGCGUCGGAAGUGUAGACUAUAGUAAAGAUGUUCGACAGCAGUUAGAGAGUUCCAUUCAAGAAUAUGUGACAUUUCCUCUUGGACCAUGCACUUAUAACUGCUAUAACUCGAAUGGAAUAUCGUACAUUGCUGUUAGCGAGGCCGCUGCAUCCCAGCAACAAACCCUUAAUUUUCUACGAAAAUUACAAGCCCUUUUCACAGCCGACCCAUCAAGAGUUCUCGAAGCCCAAUCCGGUUCCGAAUACUGCCAUCAGGUUGAUUUUGGGCGGAUACUUUCAGACGAGAUGGUUCAAUUCAGCAACCAAGAUAGGACUCGUUUAAUGCAACUACACGGUCAAGUAGCUGACGUCUCUAUGCUGAUGCACCAAAAUAUCGUCGAUCUCAACGAACGCGGGAAUAAACUGGAUGAUCUCUUUGAUAAAACAGAGCAAUUUGAGGCUGACGCACAGAUGUUCCAAAGCACAGCAAAAAGGGUGAAAGAGAAGACUUAUUGGGAGAACUGUCGAAUGCGUCUUCUUCUGUUUGGCGCCAUUUUUAUAAUUGUGCUGGUUAUCCUUCUUGUCAUUCUCUGGGGCUCUGGAGUCUUCAAUGGAAGUUAA